AAACAAGAUGAAGUGCAGAUGCAUUCUUAUAUUCCCUGUAAAAAUGAAUGGCUGAAUAGUUGGACGUGGCUCAUAGGCUGUAUGUCAAUGGAUCAAUGCAACGAAACUUGACAUCCAGUUCGAUUUGUGGAACAGAGAAUGUCAGAAUCAAAAUUGAAGUCCACUUCUGACUCGAACCCAUCUUGGGGUGAAAGGAUUACAUCAGCUUCGUCUUUGAUCACCGUAGAACCAGCCGCGCUACUACUGACCAUCUGCACUGGCGUGUACGUGCUUGUGUCAUCCGAGCUCUACAUUUCUAAAGUUUGCAAGGUCAACUUGGCCUUAGGCGAGGAUGUCUGUGAUAAUAUUCAAGACCAUAAUGAGGAGCAAGUUUUAGUCCAAAAGUACGUCUCCAAGUUGAAAAUCUACAAUCGGGUUCUUCAAUCGAUUCCCUCGUUAUUAUUUACGGUUUUGGCGGGUCCAUGGUCCGAUGUGUAUGGUCGAAAAACUUUCCUGAUAUCCUCCAUGUUUGGAUUCGUGUUCAAUAACGCGGUGUUCCUGGUGAACGCUUACUUCUUUUACGAAUUGAAGGCAGAAUGGCUUCUGCUGGAGUGCCUUCAAGACUGGACUGGAGGGGGUACCUUAUUCUUUUUGACAGUCUAUGCCUACAUAGCAGACAUUACGGAUCCAUCGACCCGUACCAAAAGAAUGGCCUUCGUGAGCGGACUUUGGCCCGUCGGCGGCAACAUUGGCAAGGCCUUAGGUGGAUUGAUCAAGCACCACUUGGGCUUUAUCUACAAUUUUGCCUUUGGCAUGCUUCUUGCAGUCGUUGCCAUGCUGUACAUCAUCUUGUUCGUCAAGGAAACCAUCAAACCCAAUACCUUACAGGGAAACAAGGCAUCAAAUAAUCCCAAACAAGCCAGAGAAAGAUCCCAAUCCUUGGGUGCCAAGAUAUCGUUACUAUUAUCGAUCGAUAAUGUGAAGAAAGGCUCUUCAGCUUUGACUCGUCUUCGGAAGCACAAUGCACGGGUUUAUAUCAUUCUUUUGCUAUUGGUAUUCCAAUUUAUGUCCUUUACUCAUUCGGCUAACGGUACCAACGGUUAUUUGUUUCUCCGACGUUCAUUGGGCUGGACCCUCGAGGAUUACACCCGUUAUUCGAUUGCCAAGGGCGCCAUUGGAAUAUUCUCGCAAUUUGUUUUGGUUCCUUUUCUCUCAGUGAGAAUACGGAUCAGGGAUGCCUCUAUUUCCUUUUAUGACAUGUUUGCUUCGGCCAUUAAUUGCUUAAUCGUAGCAUAUGCCACUGAAGGAUGGAUGAUCUAUGCUGGUGCAAUGAUUAAUUGCUUGGAUUUCACGUCUUACUCAAUUCUCCGGAGCAUGGUCACAAAAGUUGCAGAACCUCACGAGACCGGGGCUCUUUUUGGCGUGUUCGGGUCGUUACAAUCGUUGAUGCCAAUGAUAGCCACACCGAUUUUUGGAAUGCUCUAUCGCGGCACUGUGGCGGAUUUCCCACAGUUCUACCUCUUCCUAGUGGCUGGUUUCUUUCUCUUGAAUUCAAUAGCAUUACUUUUUUUGCGCCAUGGACUGACAAAGUUGAACCAAAACAUAGCCGAAGAAGUUCCUACUGUUGACGAGGAAAUCGUGGAAAUGGUGCCCGUGAAAGACCAGUGUAGCACAAAAACUGCACAGGAGGAAACUGUUACCCUAUCCAAAAUUUUGAGCCAAUCCGUGGAAACCCUGACAUGAAUCGCUUUAUUCUUUUUGACAAUAACUGGAGCAACAUUAGCAGUAUGAUACUAACUUUUCGUGUCCUUGUUGGGGCAAGUAUAGUUGAUAUCCUGCUUACUCGUUGUUUCAUAGGGUCUGGAAACGCGGGUAUCAUGCCUACUUGUUCUUUUCUCCUAUCACUUUCGGGAUGGGACUAGAUAAGUGUGUACCAAGAUCCUUACUCGCAUUUUCUAGUUCGGUCCCAAAUCGCGCUCCUACUUACUCGGUGUUUUCGGUCCGGCUGUUACUGUUCCUUCUUUCUACUCCUGUUGCUCCUACUGCUGCUUCUUUCACUAAACAACCGCGCCCUUUUCUGGUUGUGGACUUGACAGUGGAACAAAAUGUGUGCUGGUUUUUACUAAAGAGCCGGGAUCCCUUGCAGUCCACAGUACCCACAACACAGAUGAAAUAUUUGGACAAAUUUCAAGACUUGUAGUAACGAUUUUCGUGGAAAGGAACAACUUUUGCAAAAUACUGUGUUGGAAAAUACCUCAGAUUGGGAUACUGAUUCAUUUUAGACCUAUAAAACGACAUUAAAAACCUAAUUAAUAGAA
Tigriopus californicus is the source of this 2297-nucleotide messenger RNA. Its product is annotated as lysosomal proton-coupled steroid conjugate and bile acid symporter SLC46A3-like. Gene Ontology annotation, molecular function: transmembrane transporter activity. Gene Ontology annotation, biological process: transmembrane transport. The record is from RefSeq and is a predicted model, not a curated record. Gene Ontology annotation, cellular component: membrane. Lineage: Eukaryota; Metazoa; Arthropoda; Copepoda; Harpacticoida; Harpacticidae. Bases 139 to 1722 code for a protein of 527 amino acids. The transcript has 2 exons.